Guillardia theta CCMP2712 is the source of this 414-nucleotide messenger RNA. RefSeq lists its product as hypothetical. Lineage: Eukaryota; Cryptophyceae; Pyrenomonadales; Geminigeraceae. Bases 1 to 414 code for a protein of 137 amino acids. The transcript has a single exon. The record is from RefSeq and is a predicted model, not a curated record.
AUGGAUGACGAAGCCAACUACGCGCCGAAGCACAAGUGGGCGAAGAGGGUGGCUGCAGCGGGGCUAGCGGGGCUUGCCGGGUACGGGACGUACGAGUUUAUGCAGCCGGACAAACAGUUACUCCGCCAUGUCACGUAUGGAGUGGGCACGGGGGCGCUGCUCGGUGCGGGCUCGAGUCUCUUAUUCGAAGACUCGCCUUUCUUAACAGGCUAUGUGGCUGGAGGGGUGGGAGCGGGGGCAGCGUCAGUGCUUGGGAGCGGUGUUUGGGGGCUGUCGAGGAAUGGUUAUCGCGGAGUGAAGGCGCUCGUGGACCUUGCGAAACCGCCGGUAACCCAGACGGGGGCUUGCAUGCCAUGCGGGGUCCCGAGGAGUAGAUUGUGCAGGGAAUGCAUGCAGGGUUUGUACCAUUCAUAA